Paraglomus occultum is the source of this 1119-nucleotide messenger RNA. Lineage: Eukaryota; Fungi; Glomeromycota; Glomeromycetes; Paraglomerales; Paraglomeraceae. The record is from the annotation of a GenBank genome assembly.
AUGAGCUAUAACCCGGCGAAUCUAACUACAACGGCGAACAUACUUCAAAACAACACAGCACACCUUCAGUUCGCUCCAACAAGGUAUAUAGUGCCACAGUCUGGACAAUAUGUACCGAAUUUGAUGCAAGCAAUAGGAAACGGGCAAAGAAUCCCUGGAGCCCUACAGCAAAGGUUUGUUGCGAAUCAUAGCAGCCAAAAAGUGCAAUUCUGGAAUGCAUUUACGAAAGUAUUAGGUUGGGCCGAACAUUUGUCAGAGAAUAUUCCUAAUAAUGCAAAUAAAAGUGAAAUAGAGUAUUGGACAAAUCCCAUUAAAAAUUUCUUUGCCGAAGAUGCAAGAUUACGAUAUAUUUUUUUAAAUUCACAUACACAGAAACAUGAUACAUAUGAUUUAAAAUUCCAUAAUUUUGCACAUUUCUUUCGUAGAUUUUAUGUAUCGGACGUAAUAAGCGUUCGAUUAGCGCCUGGAUAUCCAGAUGAGAGGUCGUUUAUGCAAGAUAUGACAUUACGAUUUCACAAAGCAACAUUUACAUAUCAUUAUAAAGAUGGAUCACAGGUUGUUCAUAGCGGCACAUUAGCCGUAAAAUUCAAUCAUUUUGCGAGAAUGUCUUCAUUUGAGUUUAAGACAGACAAAUGUACAGAAUAUUUACCACGAGAUCCAAAAACACGAGAAGUUAAAGAUUCUAGAAAAGAAAGUGGACAAAGUAUAGAACCGUACGGGAUACCAAAGUUAGUCACGGAAUAUUUAGAGAUAUAUAGCAUUACAUUACUACUCGCACAAAAGUAUGGAGGACAUGGAUCGGAGCCAUUAAAAUCAUGGCGAACCACAAACAACAGACCGGCAAUGUCACCGAUGUUGCAAAACCCAUCACCACCGAAUAUAAAAGAUGGCGAAAUUAAGAACGAACACAUAUCUAUGGGAAUAACAGGUAAUGAUGUACAAGCCCCAACACCACAACCAACACCCUCUCCAUCGGGAACAAAUGCUGGAAUGAAUAAGUCAGUAAAAUCACCUGCAGUAUCAGAAAAACGUCAUAACGACGGAAGUGGAACUCCGAGCCAAAAGAAACGCCGUACUACAAAUACCAAUGGGCCAAAGUCUUCGCCGAGAAAGCAAUAA